Sclerotinia sclerotiorum 1980 UF-70 is the source of this 342-nucleotide messenger RNA. RefSeq lists its product with no specific name. The record is from RefSeq and is a predicted model, not a curated record. The transcript has a single exon. Bases 1 to 342 code for a protein of 113 amino acids. Lineage: Eukaryota; Fungi; Ascomycota; Leotiomycetes; Helotiales; Sclerotiniaceae.
AUGUGGUCCCUCGGCCUUAACAAGGCGGCUUCUUUUGCCUGGGCAAAGCCCAGGCAAACCCUUCAACAACAGGCUAAGGAUCCCCCUUUUCAAUCUGACUUUUCUAUCCUCACUGCACACUUCGCAGCACUUCUUUACAUCCUCAACGGGUGUUCAUUGUUGACUCCGGUCAUCAAUGUUUUCUUGUUGAGGGUGGAACAUUCAGAGAACCUUGGUUGCCUGGAUGUGGGUCGACCAUUCUCCCUGUGGGAAUGCGCUCCCAAAAUGCCUUUGAUGGCAUGUGGCUCUGGGGGUUCGAAAGGACUUUGGACUAUUGGUGUGCGUCUUCGGACAAACCCAUGA